AGCUUUCUCAGCUAACAUAUGCAUUCUGUCAGCUGGCAGAUGGCAUUUUCAAUUUUGGAGCUCUGGUAAAGGAUUGAAACCAGCAUUUUACUGCAGUAUUAAUUCAGCUUCUUUGAUCCUUUAAAAAUAUCAGAUGCCACAGCUGGAAUGCAGAAAAUUAUGUAUUGGACUCUGAUGGAAAUGGCUUAAUUGAUGUAAAAGCAGGAAGUGAUCUUUGUUUGGAGAACUAAUAAGAAGGGAUUCAAGAUUAGCUCCUGUUCUGAGUGUAGCUUGGUAGCCAGUGCAGCGUGAUGGGUGCAGAGGAAAGCAAACCAGGCUCCCCAUGUUUCGGGCUAAUGGGUCCCUCAUCUGUGAUCAGCAACAUGAACAGGCAGGCCCAGAUGGCCCGGGCUUGGGCACUUCUCCACCAGUGCUCGAUAGAACAGUGGAAACUUGGACAUGGAGAGGCAGCUGGGUUUGGUGAGAAAUUCUUGACCUGUGGCAACAUUGUGUUCAAGGACUGCAGCCCAAGAUUCUGUACCAGUCAACAGAGCAUCAUAAACAUCCCUACAACUGCACGGAUAUUUGGAUUUCGCAAACGAAAAAAGUUCACAAAAAUGGCAGAACAUUUUGAGUACAAAGUUGUGCCAGCGCAAAUGUCAUGUAUUCAGAAUUUUCAAGUGAUGAGUGUGCUAUGUGUGCAUGAAAACAUGGUGGUGCUACACCUCAAACGCAAUAUGACCACACAGUUUGGAGCGGUAAAUCUGUCUUCAGACAAGUUCCUUGGUGUUUUUGGAGUGCAGUUAGCAUCCUUUGAAAAUGAUGCUUUAAGAGGGAAGAUCAGUCCAGAUUGUUCACUAUGCCUUAUAAAAUUACCGUACCUUCAGGGUCGGGUUGCUAAUGGUUAUAUCCUAGAGUUGUAUGAUCUCAAAAGCAAGACUUUGCUAAGCCAGUAUGUUCUACCCUACACAGAUACCACCUUUGCAUUCGAUCCCAGAUUCAACUGGACACAUCUUGCUGCAACAAGUUUCUUGCCAGGAAGUGACAACAGUCUGAGUAUUGUGCAGGUCAAGUCGUGGGAGGUCAAGGCCACGAAUCCCCGACUUGAAUACCAGAGUCCUAGUCAGAGUUCUGAACUCAAGGACAUCGUCUACUCGCGAGACGGCCACCUGAUAUUUGCCGUGUUUGUAACAGCAGGAUGCCAUUGUAGAGAAAGACGCUCACGAAGGACCAACCCUGUUGAUAUUAGCAUCUAUGUGUUCAAUGCUGAUACAGCCGACACCCUCCAUUGUGUUCAGUAUCAUCGGUUCACAUGCGGUGUACACUUGUGCCCGGUGAAUUACAUGCCGAUUUUCUCACAUUGUGGAAGUCGUAUGGCAAUAGCCCUGAAUGACUUGGAGAAUGCUUUGGAUCAUGUGCAAAUCUACAAGCUGCCAAGUCCAAUGAGCCUUCAGAGUCGAUGUAGAACCAGAAUCAUACAGCGCUAUGGACCAGACAAAGUUAAACUUCUUCCCUUACCUAAAAGAAUCAUUCAAUUCCUCCUAUUUCAUCCAGAAUUCGAAUGAAGGAACAAGAUUUAAGAAGAGUGCUAAAAGCUAUCUUAAGAGUUAGCAAUAUUUUAACUGUUAUUAGUCCCCUACCGGCUUCACCGGAGGGGACUUAUGGUUUUGUCUCCGUCCGUCCAUCCAUCACACUUUUCUGGAUCCUGCGAUAACUUUAAAAGUUCUAAAUAUUUUUCAUGAAACUUGGAACAUAGAUAGAUGGCAAUAUGGAGAUUAUGCACGUCAUUUCAUUUUGUUCCUAUGUCAAAAAUUCUGGUUGCUAUGGCAACAAAUAGACUAGAAAUACAGCUGAAAAUGUUGGUUUUUCUGGAUCCUGCAAUAACUUUUAAAGUUCUAUAUAUUUUUUCAUGAAACUUGAAACAUGGAUAGAUGGCAAUAUGGACAUUAUGCACGUCAUUUCAUUUCGUUUUGACGUAAAAAAUUCUGGUUGCUAUGGCAACAAAUAGACUAGACAUACUGCUGAAAGUGGUGGUUUUCUGGAUCCACGAUAACUUUUAAAGUUCUUAAUAUUUUUUCAUGUAACUUAAAACAUGGAUAGAUGGCAAUAUGGACAUUAUGCACGUCAUUUCAUUUGUUCCGACAUCAAAAAUUCUGGUUGCUAUGGCAACAAAUAGACUAGAAAUACUGCUGAAAAUGGUGGUUUUCUGGAUCCUGCAAUAACUUUUAAAGUUCUUAAUAUUUUUUCAUGAAACUUGAAACAUGGAUAGAUGGCAAUAUGGACAUUAUGCACGUCAUUUCAUUUUGUUCCUAAAUAAAAAAAUUUGGUUGCUAUGGCUACAAAUACAUAUAUAUAUACAAAAAUCUGGAAUUUUUUACAAUGGUGGAGCCGGUAGGGGACUUAUAUUGCUUGAAAAUAGUCUUGUUUAAACUGAAAAUGUUAGUGGCAUGUGAUCAUACCAACAGAAGUUAAAAAUCCAGGCGGUGUAUGCCAUCCAAGAGGUGGUGUUCAGUCAGUGGCAUCAGUUAACCCAUUUAUGCCUAGUAUCUAGACAAAAGGCCUUGGCAAACAGCGUAGACCCAGAUGAGACGCCACAUGAUGCGGCGUCUCAUCAGGGUCUGUGCUGUUUUCUUAAAGGAAUUUCUGUAAGAAAUACUCUAAAUAUAGAAAUAAAUAUACUAGACAUCCUUAAUUUUGGAAAUAAAUUGAUCCAAUUUUGAAGUAUGGGAGAGUCAACUAGGCAUAAAUGGGUUCAUUUACCAAUCUUGAUGAA
Molecule: messenger RNA, 2752 nt
Organism: Dreissena polymorpha
Lineage: Eukaryota; Metazoa; Mollusca; Bivalvia; Myida; Dreissenidae
Exons: 3
Coding region: 291-1544 (417 amino acids)
Biological process (GO): intracellular signal transduction
Source: RefSeq, a predicted model, not a curated record